Molecule: messenger RNA, 3243 nt
Organism: Cebus imitator (Panamanian white-faced capuchin)
Lineage: Eukaryota; Metazoa; Chordata; Mammalia; Primates; Cebidae
Gene: HOXC12
Product: homeobox C12
Exons: 2
Coding region: 22-864 (280 amino acids)
Biological process (GO): regulation of DNA-templated transcription
Molecular function (GO): sequence-specific double-stranded DNA binding; DNA-binding transcription factor activity, RNA polymerase II-specific
Source: RefSeq, a predicted model, not a curated record
UGCCGGUCGGGCCCCGCGGAAAUGGGCGAGCAUAAUCUCCUGAAUCCCGGGUUUGUGGGGCCGCUGGUAAACAUCCACACGGGAGACACCUUCUACUUCCCCAACUUCCGCGCGUCCGGGGCGCAGCUUCCCGGGCUGCCUUCGCUGUCCUACCCACGCCGCGACAACGUGUGCUCCCUGCCCUGGCCGUCGGCGGAGCCGUGCAAUGGCUACCCGCAGCCCUACCUCGGCAGCCCAGUGUCUCUCAACCCUCCUUUCGGCCGCACGUGCGAGCUGGCGCGCGUGGAGGACAGCAAGGGUUACUACCGGGAGCCGUGCGCCGAGGGUGGCGGCGGGGGCCUGAAGCGCGAGGAGCGCGGGCGCGACCCAGGAGCCGGGCCCGGGGCAGCGCUGCUCCCGCUGGAGCCGUCGGGGCCGCCUGCGCUCGGCUUCAAGUACGACUACGCGGCGGGCGGCGGCGGUGGGGACGGCGGCGCGGGACCUCCGCACGACCCACCCUCCUGCCAGUCGCUGGAAUCCGACUCCAGUUCGUCCCUUCUCAACGAGGGCAACAAGGGCGCCGGCGCGGGCGACCCUGGCAGCUUGGUAUCGCCGUUGAACCCCGGCGGCGGGCUCUCGGCCAGCGGCGCGCCCUGGUACCCGAUCCACAGCCGCUCUCGGAAGAAGCGCAAGCCCUAUUCGAAGUUGCAACUGGCAGAGCUGGAGGGCGAGUUUCUGGUCAACGAGUUCAUCACACGCCAGCGCCGGAGGGAACUCUCAGACCGCUUGAAUCUUAGUGACCAGCAGGUCAAGAUCUGGUUUCAGAACCGGAGAAUGAAAAAGAAAAGACUUCUGUUGAGGGAGCAAGCUCUCUCCUUCUUUUAAGGGGCAGGACAUGAGCACCAGCCCCAGACUGAGCCUGUCCCUGGCAGAGAGCAAAAGAGGGCGCCGCCUAGAACACAGUCCCCGCUUAGAACGCCAGUCGUCUCUGGCAGGCCCUCUUUGGACAUCCUCUUGUCUGUUUUGUUCGUGGUUCCCUCCCAUACACCCCUAAAAGACCCUGCCAGGUCCCAGAGAGAAGGGAAGAAACCUAGCCAGGGAGAGCAAAAGCCCGCAGCUGCCCGAGUGUGGCAGGGACAGGAAGGCUGAGGUGGUCCAGGCUAGUUUAUCUGAGGCGGGACUGGGGCGCUGCGCCUCCGCGGAGGAUCUGGAGAAGCCUCGGCCCAGAUGUCCCCUUCCUCUACUUCCCUUCCAUGGUCUUAAGUCUCUUUGCCUGCAGGAGCAGAGAGCAGGGCCAGUGGAACCAAGGCGCCCUGAACUUGGUGGGAUUAGAAGAGGCUGGGAGGAGAGAGGAAGGGUGGAGAGUCAGCUGAGAGAGCUGAGGGAGUCAGGUGGCUCUGGCAGGACUGGAGGAAGUGGGGAACCAAGGAGGAAGGGUGGUUUGUGAGAAAAUGAUCAGCAAGACCCAGAGUUUGCUUGGGUCUGGGUUCCCCAGGACAUCCAGUGGGCCAAAGCUUGGGCAUUUGGCUGGCUGGGCUGUGGACAAGGACCAUCAGCCUCAUGUUCCCUCUAGGAUGGGUGGCCAGAACAGUCUCCUGGUCCCCAGCCCUCUCCCGAGUCCCCUGCCUGCCCCAAGUGAACGUCCAUUCACAGAUGUGCUGCCAUCCACUCUUCCGCCGCCUAGGCAGCUGUGGGCCUGGUGCAGCAAGCAGGGACCUGAGAGCCCAGCCGACACAGCCUCAGGCUCGGUAGCCACCCCAGAGGUCCCCACCUGGCUCUCCAGAAAGAAAGUCUAAGAGGCUAUAGAUGGGGCUACGGAGCACCACACUGAUUGGCCGGGAGAGUUUCUGGCAGCCACAGCUGAGGCCUCUGAUUCUCCCUUCCCUGCUGGCACUGGCGUUCAUGGUCACGGCCGGCCAGAGGCUGGACCAGCGUAAUUUAUGAGGCAGGAGGAGAAUUCGCCCUUAAAGGGGCUACCAGCCAUUGAGGCCCCACUCAGCCCCAGUUUCCCAGGCUGGUGACAAUGAAGGAGGGGGGAUACUGCAGCCCCCCACCCAACUCCCUUCUCUCUUUUCCCUGCCCACCCCCCAACAUUGCCUUUUGUCUCCAGACCGGUUGCCUCCGCCUACCGUCCAGCACAAGGACCAGAGCAGAGGGAGGGGCACAGUCCUAGAACCCACUGGAGGUCUGAGAGUUGCUUCUCUGAGCGGGAAGGCCUUUCAUCCAGACUUCUUCAGACCCCAGCCUCAGCCCAGUAGAUCCUGGGCUGACUUUGGAGAGAAGCAGUGAGAGAACCCACCAACCUUUCUGCACUUCAUUUUUAUCCUUCUCCCCAAGAGUCCUGCAGCCUCCCAUCUGCUGUCCCGCCCUUUCCAGGAGCAAGAAGCGUGAGAAGCAGGGCACUGAUGGGAGUUCACUGCAGCCUAGACAGUGUGAAACUGGCCUGCUGGCUUGGAGUGUUUCCCACAUGGGGAGAGUCUCCUCUAACAAGCUCUCCAAAGGCCAUCCACAGAGCUCUUUACUCUCCCACCAGCACACAGCUUCAAGUUUCUGUACAGGCAGAGGCAUGGGCAAACACAUACACACAGCUGGACACAGCACAGCACUGGGCCCACCCCAGUCUCCCUAGUGCACUUGCAGGCAGGGAAGUGUCUAUAGUCCCCAUAGAACCCAGCAGAGUGGAGACACAAUCACAUGCCUCCAUCCCCACUGGGUAUCUGACACCUGACACUUCCCCAUCCACACAUACUUGUUUCACCCAUGUACAAGUUCUCCCAAAUUACCACCAUUCCAGCUGUCUGCAGUCUCCUGUGGGCUUGUCCUAGGCAUGAAGCACUCCCCACCUUGCCUAGUCACCCACUGUGCCCCCUUUAUGCAGCCCUUCCUGUGAUCUCUGGGCUCUAGGGUGCUGGAUUUGAGCUCCACCAUUCCUAACUAACCUGAUUCCCAGCCUAAUACAGAAGAGAGACCAGAACGCUCCAAAAGGAGUGGGGGGACAAAGAUAUGCAAUAUUCUCUUUCCAUUUGCUUUAAACUUGACUUCUGUGAGCUUCUCUGUCAAUCUGUGUCUUGUUCUCUGUGUCUGUCGCUGGUACCUAGUGUAGUCCCCGUGGAUAGUUGCCCUUCCCCUACCUGCCUCCCCAGCUCUCUGUAGUGUACCCUCCUAUUCAAACAUCUGUCUUUAGCACGUUUUCCCUUUAUAUAGUCCUUGUACAGAGUUGCUUCAUCAUAUUAAUAUUGAUAAUAAUAAUAAUUAAAACAUGAA